CCUUUAAUCUAAAUAAACUACAAAUCAGUCUAAACCUCUCUCAAAUACCCAUCUCUUUAGCGCAAUCAUGACCCAACUCACUUGGCUUAUCACGGGCUGCUCAUCCGGCUUCGGAGAGGAGCUUAUUCUUAGUGUUUUAGCCCGAGGCGAUCGAGCUAUAGCCACCACUCGAGGAUCUACAGAUCGUAUCAAACAUCUAAAGGAUGCCGGUGCAGCUACCAUGUCGCUUGAUGUGACUGAUUCACAAGCGGAACUCGAUGCAAAAAUCCAAGAGGCCCUCAAAAUUUAUAAUGGCAUCGAUGUCCUAAUCAACAACGCUGGAUACAUUGAGGCUGGAUUAGUGGAGGACGUUACUCAUGAAAGACUUGUCGCAAGCUGCAACACCAACCUAUUUGGGCCUAUCAACUUGACUCGUUCAAUUCUUCCUCACUUUCGGCAACGAAAAGCUGGAACUAUUAUAUUCAUGGGCUCCGUUGGUGGCUGGCAGGGUGAGGUUGGUGCAGGCCCGUAUUGUGUGGGAAAAUUUGGACUGGAAGAAUGUCUUCAAAAGGAGACAUCUCAGUUUGGUAUUCGGACUGUGAUAAUUGAGCCAGGCUACUACCGUACAAAAGUAUACUCUGAAGCCAAUUACGAACCCACGCAAACUGCUUUGGAAGGUAUGGUGAAGGCUGUUGAUGGCAAUCAACCCGGUGAUACAAAGAAGGCCGCAGACCGCAUCGUCGAUAUUGUCAGACGAGAAGGGUUGGCUGCUGGCAAAGAAACCCCAUUAAGACUUCCUCUGGGGCCAGAUUGCCUCCAGCAGAUUAAAGACAAAUGCUUAUCCACCUUAAAGAUCUUGGAGGAUUGGGAAGAGCUCAUUGUUAGCACAAAACUUGAUGGCAAAUAG
Messenger RNA from Botrytis byssoidea, 886 nucleotides. RefSeq lists its product as uncharacterized. Lineage: Eukaryota; Fungi; Ascomycota; Leotiomycetes; Helotiales; Sclerotiniaceae. The transcript has 4 exons. Bases 68 to 886 code for a protein of 272 amino acids. The record is from RefSeq and is a predicted model, not a curated record.